AUGUGGUUGGAGAAUAAUACUUUGGGAACAGAUUUCAUCCUAAUGGGCCUCUUUAGCCAAAGCAAAUACCCUACUCUCUUCAGCUCAGUGAUCUUCAUUGUUUUUAUAGUAGCUCUGUCUGGGAAUGCCACUCUCAUCCUUCUUAUCUAUUGUGAGCCUCACCUCCACACUCCCAUGUACUUCUUUAUCAGCCAGCUUUCCCUCAUGGAUAUGAUGUAUAGCUUUGUUAUUGUGCCCAAGAUGCUGUUGGAUCAAGUGACUGGGAUUCAUAAUAUCUUAGUCCCAAGCUGUGGGAUCCAGAUGUUCCUCUAUUUGACACUUGUUGGGGCAGAGUUCUUCCUUUUGGCAGCCAUGUCCUAUGAUAGGUUUGUGGCUAUCUGUCACCCCCUUCGCUACCCCAUCCUCAUGAACCAUAGAGUUUGCAAACUCCUUAUAAUUGGUUGUUGGCUUUUAGGCUCUAUUGAUGGUUUCAUGAUUACUUCUAUUACUAUGACCUUCCCAUUUUGUAAAUCCCAAGAGAUCCAACACUUUUUUUGUGAGACUCCUGCUCUGACAAAGCUUUCUUGUUCAGACACCUCACUUUAUAAGAUUGCCAUGUACCUAUGCUGCUUUCUUAUGAUCCUUAUCCCUGUAAUAGUCAUUUUGAGCUCUUACUCCCUCAUUCUCCUCACAGUCUAUAGGAUGAAUUCAGUCACUGGCUAUAAGAAAGCAUUUUCCACAUGUUCCUCCCACAUUACUGUUAUCAUCCUCUUGUAUGGGGCUGCUGCCUACAACUACAUGCUACCCCCUUCUUACCACACUGCUGAGAAGGAUAUGAUGAUAUCUGUCUAUUACACUAUUGUUACACCUGCACUUAACCCUUUUAUCUAUAGCUUUAGGAACAAAGAUGUUACUGGAAGUUUGAGGAGACUGCUAGAGUGA
Gracilinanus agilis (Agile Gracile Mouse Opossum) is the source of this 921-nucleotide messenger RNA. Its product is annotated as olfactory receptor 2T29-like. Gene Ontology annotation, biological process: G protein-coupled receptor signaling pathway. The transcript has a single exon. The coding region runs from base 1 to 921 and encodes 306 amino acids. The record is from RefSeq and is a predicted model, not a curated record. Lineage: Eukaryota; Metazoa; Chordata; Mammalia; Didelphimorphia; Didelphidae. Gene Ontology annotation, molecular function: G protein-coupled receptor activity; olfactory receptor activity. Gene Ontology annotation, cellular component: membrane.